AGUGGAAAAGAGCAAAAGGCAAAAUGUCAUCUGAGAGAAAAGCCCACCCCGAUUGUCAACUUCUAAGACAACAAGGUAAAACUAACUCAAUUCUUCUAACAAUGUUCACCAGAUAGACAACUCAGACAAAGAGUAGCACGCACUCCACAGAAGACGUUACUUCCUCCUGCAUCGCGAACGCGAAGCGAGUGCGAGCGUCAGUACUUUCCCUUUUACGUCCUGCAUGUCAAUUGGACUGACCGGGAUGGAGCUUGACGACGGAAAUAAGGCGCAGAUCAAAAGGCUGUACCAGUUUCUGCGACAAAAGAGGGAUCGCCACCUCCGGGAAGUGGACGAGAUUGCGAACGACGUCAAGGAUGACCGCUGUGGCGAGACAAUAUACAACCAAGAGGAUGUACUACUUCUCUAUCAUGCCGUAUACAAUCAAGAAGAUGCAUUCAAAUAUCGACUCCUCUCUAUGUGUCGUCUUAAAUUAUUAUCAUGGAUCGAUGAGGAGCAGUAAUGGCUAGACACCCGCAGUUUCAUGGGAGGAUGAGAACAACAAGUUGGACGACUAUGAGUCUAAAUGUAUAUAUUCCUGUCGUGCGAUUCGUACUGCGAUACUGGUAGAAAAAGUACUAGAUCACCCCGAUAGAUCGCGACCCUAGAUCCUGCGCACCACUUACAGGUCGUCACGCUUCUGGAUGAAUUUUCUCGAAUGGUCAAGGAGCUGGUCAAGCAGGAGCUCGAUACGUUGAGCAAUAUGAUGGCACUCUACUCGGCAGACCUCUUCACACAAGCGCAGUCACGGAGUGUCACUCUCGGUGCGGACUUAUCAGCAGUGGAAGACGAAGGACGGUAUUAAGUAGUUUGAGGAGAAGGAGUUAAGAGGACAUGUACUAGAUGUACAGAGACUGAGAGGGAGAAGAUUAUGCAACCAUUGAUUGGCCUGGUUCUGGUGCAACUAGUAUCAUAGCAUGAAACUAAGAGGGUUUUGUGAACAAGGCAAAUGGUUACUUACCGCGCAGGUUAACAAAGAUUGCGGAGUUGGCGGAUUGGCAAGGCAAUGCGGCAGCGCCAAACAAACCAACAGCCUUAGCUGCGCUUGGAUGUACUACUUACUAUUUUUUUAUGAUCACCACGCACCACCUCAUGCAUAACUGUACUAGAUAGUAGUAGUACUACAGUGGAUGCACAAGCACAUCAUGUGCUUAAUCUUCAUUACUGAUCAAAUGAGAAGACAGAUGGUAGAACUAGAGGAAGCGGUUGAACGAGGGGAAGAAGUGCACGGUCCUUCAGAGGCGGUGAUCGGUCUAGUGUAGCCUAAGAUCUAGGACGUGACCGCGCAUCGCCACAAGCUCUCCAGCAGGACAUGAUAGCACCUAGCCUAACCUACGUAUUCAAUUAUGAAGAAACUUAUCUAUCACUCCCAACUCAACGACCUCAACAUCAGCCACAACCGCAGCCAAAGGCGAGGAUGCUCUGAUAGAAGAGAAUAAGAUGCUCCAGGAGAGAUAUCAAGGAAUACAGAAGCAGUUGAGUGAGCUGAUGCGCGAAAGAACUUCCCUACUAGAGGAAAUGAAUACUAUGAAGGACAGUUUUGCGAACGUAAAAGCACAGAUGGGGGCAGAUAUGCAGAGUACCUCUAUUUUGUAGUGACCUGUUGUUGGUAUUAGUUUUAGCGAACGUUACGUUUAAGUAGUACGGUGACUUUUCUUUUUUAAAUUUCUAUUCCUGUGCCUGAAAUAGAAAUUGAAAAUAUUCUCACGACUCGCACUCUGAUUCUUCUUCCCGUCGUCAUCCUCAUAGGCCUCAGCGCGACCCCCAUUUGCAACACCGUCUCUCUCACAACCCUCCGUCCCCACCCUCACACACUGCGAAGAUCCUCAUAAACCGAAUGCCACCAAUACCGUCCUCGUCAUCAACCUAUAGUGUGAACCCCGACUACUUACAACCCACCCAGCUCACAACUCGAACUCUCGCCCACAACCACAACGACUUCUACAGAUAACGCCUCAGUCCGCGAUAUGGAGGGCCAGUUGAAGAGUACGAAACUACUAUUAGAAAGCAAGAGCAGUGAAAUGGAACAGGUCAGGCAAGAUCUGAACAAGAGACUCGGCGAUAGCAGCCAAUUCAAAGAUUUGAAAAAUAUAUUAUGGCAGCUGCGUAAGAGUAAGGACUCGGUGAACCACUGGCACAUAAUUCGAGUAUCUUGUUAGAAAUACAACCUGUAGUUAGGUUAGGCUUAGCUAGGGUUCCUCAAUAUGUGUCUUUGCCUAGUUUAGAAGGUUUAGACCGUAGGGAGGGUUAGAAAUGAAAGCUGAUGGCCAUCUAUCUCUACAGCAUAUUGAUGAUAUCCAGAUGAUAUCCGCCUCGUUUUUAUCGGUGUUUACAAAGUGCUACCGAAAAUUCCUAUCCCCCUAUUCUAGUGUGUGCGUCUACAAUUAGACUAUCUAUAUGCAGGGUAGUGACAUGAAUACACCUUACAUUUUAGUCCAUUCAUCAUCAUCAUCAUCAUCAUCAUCAAUAUUAUUGAUAUCCAUAUCCACCUCUAACCACCGUCGCGAAAAAGAACCAGCAAAUCAAGCAACUAAGGGAAAGGCUGCGAAAGUACGAGGGCGACGAUGAUGGAGAUAUCAUCCGAGCUGAAGACUAGACGCGGUUUCUGACGUCGCAACAUGCGAGAAGGCUGUCUGCUUCAUAGCCAAGAAGAACCAACAGACAAAGUCAAUUUUUUGGUUCGCUUUUUUGUUUAACAACCAACACAAGCACCAAUACAAUACUAAGAUUAUGAUCUUUGUUUUGAUUACAACCACCAACCAAUCAAGAAUGAAACUUCAACGCCAGCAACGCUGAAACUUGAAGUUGAAGAGGAGGGCCUAAGAGAAUUUGCUUCGACGACGACUAGCUGCGGCUUGAUGUCAAAAUGUCA
This is a messenger RNA of Amoebophrya sp. A25, 2911 nucleotides long. The record is from the annotation of a GenBank genome assembly. NCBI's taxonomy places the organism in Eukaryota, Dinophyceae, Syndiniales, Amoebophryaceae.